GCCGUAGAGUAAUCAGGCUCAUGUUUUUUGAGAAGAGAAGAUAAUGGGGCUUGAAACCUUGGCGAAGGCAUUCGAAUGAAGCCUAAAGAGAAACCCAAAGCAAAAAUCAGCUUUAACAAAUACAAAGACCCAAAGCCCACCUGCAAAACAAGAAAAUCUCCUACAAAACAAGAAAAUCUUGUAGGUGCUUUUAUUCCAAAGCCCAGCCCCAAUCCACAACAAUAAAGCUAACAAAAUCAUCCUAAAAAAUCGAAGGAGCGAAGUGAUAGUCAUAGAUGGCUAGUUCCUGACCUGCUGUUUGAGCUCUGCGUUAUUGUUGGAGGGUGCUGUUUAUGGGAUAUUUGAGGCAGUAUAAGGCACAUACCAUCUUACCUUUCACCUUUUAUCUGUUGUUUCAUCUUUUUUGCUCUUUGCAUGGCUUCAAAGCUGCUUAAAUCAGUUGUGCCCUUGAGGAUGAGAGAGAGCCCCAACUUAUGAUGAGCUUGAACCUACACUAAGUCCCACAUUUCUUUUAAUUAUAAUACCAACCUCGCAAGAUCAGCACUGAAGGCUCAAUCUUGCCAUUCUUUAUAGGGUUUUAAGUUAACUGAACCCCAUUUAGCCAAGGAUCAUAUCAAGCAUCUACAUACUGUUGUUACUGAUGGGUGUCUAGGUUUGGUAUAGGCCCUAUUGAAAUGGUUGCAAGUAGUAGCGUUUCCAACAGAGAAUCACCAAAGUCAAGCUUGAUUGGCCUAUAAUGACAACAUCACGGUCAAGGAGAAUAAGAGAAGGAAAGUAACUAAAUGUGGUUUCUGUAUGCCUACAACUGGCUAUCAUGUUGCAAUGCAAGAAAUAACUAAAUGCAUUAGCUAUCAUGUUUCAUUAAAUAUAAAGCGUGCCCAUCAUAUCAGGCAAGGCAACACUCACUCAGAUUCAAAAGCAUCUUCUUCUUCCCCAAUUUCUUCACAGUACUAAUGCUUGCUUCUGCAAGUGACAAGAUUAUGAUGAAUGAAGUAGCUCUCUCCUCUGGAUUUUUAUUUCCUAGUGUCAAAAUUUCAUUCUUCCAAAGGACAGCAAGGCUUACUAGCCUCGAACCAAAGGUAACAAGUGCUCUUUGUGUCAAAUGCUCUCAAAAACAACUAAAACUGAAUUCCAGAGCUGAUGAGAAUAGGAAGGUUGUAAAGAAAUCAGGAAAGAAGGAGCACCACUUAUGGCAGAAAAGAGAUUCAGCUGGAUCUGGGCAAAAGGCACUGAAUCUUGUUAGAAUUGUUUCUGAACUUCCUAACGAGAAAGAGGCUGUUUAUGGAGCAUUAGAUAAAUGGACAGCCUGGGAGACAGAGUUUCCAUUGAUUGCAGCAGCGAAAGCUUUAAAAAUAUUGCAGCAGAGGAGGCAAUGGACACGUGUAAUUCAAGUGGCAAAGUGGAUGUUGAGCAAAGGUCAAGGAGCAACGCUGGGAACAUAUGACACCCUUCUACUGGCAUUCGAUAAGGAUGACAGGGUAGAUGAGGCUAAAUCAUUAUGGAACAUGAUUAUACAUGUACAUACUCGCUCUAUGUCGAAGCGCUUAUUUUCAAGGAUGAUUUCUCUGUAUGAUCAUCAUAACAUGCAAGAUGAGAUAAUAGAGGUGUUCGCUGACAUGGAGGAGUUGGGUGUAAGACCAGAUGAAGAUACUGUUUGGAGGGUGGCACGUGCCUUCAAGAAAUUAGGUCAGGAAGAGAAGCGGGAGUUGGUUCUUGAAAGGUACCAGUGUAAAUGGAAGUAUAUCCACUUCAAUGGUGAAAGAGUUAGAGUGAAAAGAGAUAGAUGGAAUGAAGAAUGAUUGACAACUUGACCAAUUGAAGUUUGACUAAUUGGCACCGGGUGCCAUCUGAUUGAAACAUGAUGUGCUGGCAGUAGUGGCAUGCAUGCAAUCUAAUGCUCACACAUCUGUGUGAAGAGGAGGGUGUUGCAAAUUAGAAACGACUACUGUGCAAGAAGUCCUGAAUGUUGUGGCAAGGAUUUCAUCAACUCAAUCCAUCUUCAUAUGGUUGAAUGCAUACUUACUGUGUAUCUGCUGUCUGUUGGUUUACAGUGAGCAGAAAUUAGCCUACAAAUGUGAAGUUCUGCGAACCUCUUCACACAUUGUUUCAGAUCAAUGGUGUGGAGAUUGGCGCAAAAGUACAUGGAUUUUCUAAUUAUCAAGUUUCGCCAAUUCCUAGCGAAAGCUUGUUUGUUUGUUGUAAGAUGUGUUCGAGGAAGUCAAAUAAUUCCUCAUGUACAUGGAUGAUAGAGACCAGCACCUCUUUAAAUUAGAAGGUUACAACCGAAGUCGGUUCGGUUUUACUUCUAUACUUCUAAUACGAGGUCUGGAGGCAUAGAAAAGAUCUGCAGAUGCCAAAACAGUCUUCAUUCUGUAAUAAAAAAACUGGCGCUUUGUGCUUCUAGUGGCAGUAGAAAUGGUUCAAUAACAAUUAUUUUAAAAGUUAA
Molecule: messenger RNA, 2446 nt
Organism: Populus nigra (black poplar)
Lineage: Eukaryota; Viridiplantae; Streptophyta; Magnoliopsida; Malpighiales; Salicaceae
Product: pentatricopeptide repeat-containing protein At4g18975, chloroplastic
Exons: 9
Coding region: 954-1799 (281 amino acids)
Molecular function (GO): protein binding
Source: RefSeq, a predicted model, not a curated record